CCCAAGCACUGCUCAAUCGUGAUAGGUCAAAGCCUUUUACUCCACUUCAGGAAACGUCCGCAGACAACGUGUGAACACAAUAAACAAACGUGAUUUAAGCGAAACAUAAGUGCACCAGCUCUUCAAAAGAGGAUAUUUCAGGUCAAAAUGAGCGUUGGGUUCAUCGGAGCAGGUCAGCUGGCUCAUGCUCUGGUGAAGGGCUUCACAGCAGCAGGUGUGAUCGCCACACACAGGAUAACAGCAAGCUCUCCAGAUACAGACCUGCCGACUGUCAUUGGGCUAAGAAAAAUGGGAGCAUACUUCACCACCAGUAACAAAGAGACAGUGAACAAGAGUGAUGUUCUGUUCCUUGCGGUCAAGCCACAUAUCAUCCCCUUCGUUCUGGAUGAGAUCGGGCCAGACAUCGAAGACCGUCAUCUCAUUGUGUCCUGUGCUGCAGGAGUGACGAUCAGCUCCAUAGAGAAGAAAUUGCUGCAGUACCGGCCCACACCUAAAGUGAUGCGCUGUAUGACGAAUACUCCAGUGGUGGUGCGUGAAGGGGCCACGGUGUACGCCACGGGCAGCCAUGCACAGGUGGAGGACGGGAAGCUCCUGGAGCAGCUAAUGGCCAGUGUGGGCUACUGCACAGAGGUGGAGGAGGACCUGAUUGAUGCCGUCACUGGCCUGAGUGGCAGCGGCCCGGCCUAUGCGUUCCUAGCUGUGGAGGCUCUCGCUGAUGGAGGGGUGAAGAUGGGACUCCCCAGAAGACUAGCUGUGCGACUUGGAGCUCAGGCCCUUCUUGGGGCGGCAAAAAUGCUGCUGGAGUCCGAGCAGCACCCCGGACAGUUGAAAGACAACGUGGCUUCGCCUGGAGGUGCUACGAUCCACGCUUUGCAUGUCUUGGAAAGCGGCGGCUUCCGAAGCCUCCUGAUCAAUGCUGUGGAGGCAUCAUGCAUUAGAACAAGGGAGCUUCAGCACUUGGCCGAUCAGGAGAAGAUUUCUCCCGCUGCCAUAAAGAAGACGACUCUGGACAAGGUUCUUCAGCAGCCGGGUGUGACGGCAUCAGGGGUCGGUGUUAGGACCGGACUCAACCUCUUUAACAGCAGCACCUCCAAACACAAGAAAAACUGAACUUCAUCAGCACCACGGCUGGUUGAAGGGUAAAACCACUCCAGGAACUGCAGAUUAGACACUAAAACACCAAAAAACGUUUUCAGUUGUUCUCAGAUAAACUGGUUAAUGAGGUUUUUUUUUUAACUGCACGGUGUGUUCUCUUAAUUUUCUAUAUUGUGCUUUAGCAUUAUGCUGGUUUGGACCAACUCUAAGCAAUAGUUUCUCUUGAUAUACACUGUAAACUAUACACUGUUUGGAUUUAUUAAUCUAUGUCUGAUCUAGUCAGAUCAUACUGUAUUUUGCAAAGUGUAUCGGGGCUGACUUGAAUAAUUAAAGCAUUUAUAGUUGGAUUUCU
Molecule: messenger RNA, 1447 nt
Organism: Carassius carassius (crucian carp)
Lineage: Eukaryota; Metazoa; Chordata; Actinopteri; Cypriniformes; Cyprinidae
Gene: pycr1a
Product: pyrroline-5-carboxylate reductase 1a
Exons: 8
Coding region: 148-1110 (320 amino acids)
Biological process (GO): L-proline biosynthetic process
Molecular function (GO): pyrroline-5-carboxylate reductase activity
Source: RefSeq, a predicted model, not a curated record